Messenger RNA from Tigriopus californicus, 1302 nucleotides. Its product is annotated as transcription initiation factor IIA subunit 1-like. NCBI's taxonomy places the organism in Eukaryota, Metazoa, Arthropoda, Copepoda, Harpacticoida, Harpacticidae. Gene Ontology annotation, biological process: transcription initiation at RNA polymerase II promoter; transcription by RNA polymerase II. The transcript has a single exon. Gene Ontology annotation, cellular component: transcription factor TFIIA complex. The record is from RefSeq and is a predicted model, not a curated record. Bases 264 to 1076 code for a protein of 270 amino acids.
AGCUGCGGUACGUAUAGAUCGAGUAAGAGUAAGAGAAUAGAAGGAGUCAGUCGAUCGUCGAAUCAAGCGAGAAGAACAGAAAGAGACUCCAAAGACUGAAGACGACGACAAAGAAAAUCAUCCCCAGAAAAGCGGAGACUGAAAAUCAACCGAACAACGAACAAACACUCGCAUCGAACUCGACCUGUAUUUCCGGAUUCCCCCGCCCACCUUCCCACCCUCAGAGCAAGCACCUGGCCUUGCCUCCACCGACCCACCCAAUCAUGGCUGGGCGAGGCAGUUUCAGUCUGUCCCAGGUGCCGGAGGCCGAAUUCCUCGAGUAUCAACGGGGCGGCACGCAGCCGGAAAAUGACCGCCAAAUUAGCUCCCGCAUCGUGACCGACGUAUUGGCCGGAGUCCAGCGCAGCUUCGCCACUGAAGGCGUCUCGCCCGACAUCAUGGAUAAACUCAGGGACUUGUGGCUGUCCAAAAUCCGACAACUCGAAUCCGAUCGGCCCGAUUUGAGUGUCUCGGCCGAGUUGGACGCGGUGGUGGCCGCUGCAGAAGAGGAGGAGGAAGACGAACCCGGUAGCAUCGUCAUCGCUCAGGCGUCGCGGUUAUCGCCGGAUGAAGCGGCCGGGCCCUCGAGCUCGGCCGCGCCGCAAUUGCGCUUGGCAGCCGCUUUGGCCCGACCCUCGUCGGCUAAAGGCCAGAAGCGGGUCAAGCGCCGGAAGGUCAUUUCGCAGUUUGAUGGACCCAAUGACACCUCGGAUGACGAGGAUGACAUUGACAAGGAAGAUGAGGACGAUGAUGAUGAUGACGAUGACGGGGAUGAUGACGACGACGAUGACGACGUCUUGAACGAAGACGAUGACAACGACGACGGAGGGCCCGAAGAGGAACCCUUGGGGAGUGGCGAUGACAUCUCAGAUGAGGAUCCCGAGGACCUCUUUGACACGGAAAAUGUGGUUGUUUGUCAGUACGAUAAGAUCACCCGCGCCCGGAACAAGUGGAAGUUCCAUCUCAAAGACGGGAUCAUGAACCUAAACGGCAAGGAUUAUGUGUUUCAGCGCGCCACGGGCGAUGCCGAAUGGUAGGCCAUCGUUCGGACCGCCACUUUUGAAACUCGACGCGCGUUCUCCUCUUCCUCCUCCUCCUCCUCCUCCUCGUCAUCAUCAUUGUUCCCACACCUUAUUCAAAACUAGCCACAUCAUCCUCGUGGUUCGUGUUUAUGCAUAAACCAUGUCAAAAGAAUUAAUAUGUCCACUCGUGUACCCCCGUGCCCGAAACUCGUUUUCCACAGCCGUUUGAGCUUUUUCCAGA